UGUGCAGACAGUGUACAGGAAAUUCGUUAUCAUGGAAAACGAAUCUAUAAAAAUUAACAAACUAAACGGCAGUGAAAAUUGGGCAAAAUGGAAAUUUCAAAUGACGGUAAUAUUAAAAUCAUAUGAUGUGUUGUUUUCUGUUAUAAAUGGAAGUUAUGAAUAUCCAAUUCAAAUUAUAAAACAUGAUACAGAAACAGACACAGAGGCACAAUUGCGUUUAGAACAAGUGCAGCAAAAAUGGUUAAUGACAGAUGCUAAGGCUCAACGUUUUAUAGUUAUGUCAGUAGAUGAGCAGUCAUUAGAUUACAUAAUGAACUGUGACACAGCGAAAGUUAUGUUAUGGAUAAAAAUGAUAAUAUGGCACAACAUAUAUCAAAAUUAGAAAACUUGAGUAAACAAUUAAAACAGUUAGGUGAAGCAAUAUCCGAUUCAAUGCUUAUAACCAAAAUUCUUAUGACCUUGCCAGAAAAUUAUAAAUAUUUUUAUAGUGCAUGGGAUUCUAUAUCAUCUGAGAACAAAACAUUGUUAAACUUGACAUCCCGACUUAUGGUAGAGGAAACAAGACAAAGUAAUGGCCAUGAAAUCCAGAAAAAUAAUGGUGAAAAUAGUGCAUUUGCGGCGAAAAAAUUGUUUAGAACACAAAAACAAAAAUAUUCAAAAUUUGGAAAU
Daktulosphaira vitifoliae (grape phylloxera) is the source of this 669-nucleotide messenger RNA. RefSeq lists its product as uncharacterized. The transcript has 2 exons. NCBI's taxonomy places the organism in Eukaryota, Metazoa, Arthropoda, Insecta, Hemiptera, Phylloxeridae. The coding region runs from base 32 to 382 and encodes 116 amino acids. The record is from RefSeq and is a predicted model, not a curated record.